This is a messenger RNA of Branchiostoma floridae (Florida lancelet), 3645 nucleotides long. RefSeq names its product interferon-related developmental regulator 2-like. The record is from RefSeq and is a predicted model, not a curated record. The transcript is spliced from 14 exons. Lineage: Eukaryota; Metazoa; Chordata; Leptocardii; Amphioxiformes; Branchiostomatidae. The coding region runs from base 204 to 1538 and encodes 444 amino acids.
CCAUCUAGAAUGGGGUGAAAAUCCUUAGAUCUCCCAGAUCUAAAAUAUGUCGACACCAGAAUCGGAACGUCUCUAUCUUCAAGACCAUUUUUCCUAUUUUAUAGGAUACUUUGCCGAAUUUCAAAGAACUGUUAGUAUACGAAAGUUUCCCUGGAAAGUUUCUAGUGUUGAUUAACGAUAUUUGAGCGAGGAAGAUUGCGAGAAUGCCGCCGAGAGGUAACAAGAAGAAGAAAGCGGGAUAUCCCACAAGAUCCCAUAAGCUCAGGGUUAUCUUGCUGCCAGGUGGUCGCAGCAGUGCGGAACAGAGUGACACUGACCUGCUAGAUGACACGGCCAGUAAUGUCAGCAGCAGUAGUGACCUACGCAGCCUGACAGGAGAGGAGGGAUUCCCCCCUCCUGAUGCUAUAGAUGAGACUGAGGCCCAGGAAGAUUUUGAGGAGAAGCUGAGAGAUCAGAUAGAUGGAACCACACAGAAGAGUGCAAAUGGUCGAAAGUCCUGCCUGGCUGGCCUUCGUCAAACCUUCUCCCGCAAGGUUUUACCAGACUUCAUAGACAAUAGGAAAGUUACCAUCACUGAUUGUGUUGAAAGAUGUCUUAAGAAAGGUAAGGGUGAGGAGCAGGCCCUGGCUGCCUCAGUAGGCUCGCUGCUGUGUGUACAGCUGGGCUCCAGGGAGGGGUGUGAGGAGAUCUACAACAACCUCAAACCUGUCAUGAUCACCAUCAUGAACGACAAGUCAGCAGCAGCCACUGCCAGAGCUGCUUGUGCACAAGCCCUGGGCCUCAUUUGCUUCAUAGCUGCUGGGGACAUGGAGGAGGUUGUCGACAUCAUGGGGGGUCUAGAGAAGAUCUUCUGUGUGGCGUACCUGAAGGGAGACGGCACAUCCCCGUCCCACAGUCCCGCGCUCCAGGCCCUGCACUGCGCCGCUCUGUCUGCAUGGACUCUGCUGCUCUCCAUAGCACCACCUUCUAAAGUACAGGAGUUUGUCAGAACCCACCUUCCCAAGCUGCCGCAGCUCCUACAGAGCGAUGACGUGAACAUGCGCAUCGCCGCGGGAGAGGCCAUCGCCCUGCUGUAUGAACUGGCGAGGGUGCAGGAUGAGGACUUUCUGGGCCAAGACCUGGACUCCCUGUGUACUCGCCUGAAGCAGCUCGCCACCGAGAGCGUCAAGUACAUCGCCAAGAACGACAAGAGAAAACAGCGCUCCAGCUUCAGGGACAUCCUCCGAGGAGUGGAGGAGGCAGAGGCUCCCAACGAUACGGUACGGUUCAGUGUGGAGGAGAUCUACCUGGACAGCUGGGUCAAGAAACGUCAGUAUGAGGCCUUCAAGGACUCACUGGGAGCAGGGGUCAACCAGCAUUUACAGGAGAAUGAACUCCUGCGGGACAUCUUCAGUUUGGGAGCCCCCAUCGAUGUAGCAGCCUACAACAAGCAGAACAAGAUCAGCCGGUUUGAGAGACACAUGUACAACUCUGCAGCUUUCAAGGCAAGAACGAAGGUCCGCAGCAAGCAGCGUGACAAGAGAACCGUCACUGCAUAAGCACCAUGUGGAUAUCGUUUCACUAAUCAUCUGUCCUGGAAAUCAGACAUCUGCAUCUUCUUCGAGUUCAGAUCAGUAGGGUGUUGAGUAUUGUCUGGAAAGACCAGAAAGUUGCUGUGUUUGUGGCUUUCCAAGAGGUACAUUUUAAAAUCAGUGCAGACUCUGAUGCAUGCUGUUAUGUUUUGGAAUAAAUUUGUGAAAAACAAAUUCCAGUGUACCAAAAGAAAAGGAGAGAUCUGAUCCACAAUGAGCAACAAACAUUGCAACUCCUUCAACACCCCAGUGGUAUCUGCAUUGACAGUUUUUGAAGGCUCUGCAUAGUUAUGGCUAAUUUGCAGUAUUGUUUUAACUAGGAAGAAGUUUUGAAGAACUAACAACGACAAGUAGCAUUUCUAACAGUUCUGUACAAUCUGACCAAAGAGUUUGACCAAAGCGAUUCACCAAAGGACAUCUUGUUGACAGUAGUAUAUCUACCUAAGGGGCCACAUUUGAAGAAUUGUGACCAACCUCUAGAAACAUGGUCUUUUCAGAUACCACUGUCUUAUUUACUGUUAUGUACUAAGGGGCAAGAUUUAUUUAUUUGUGAAUCUGAAAUUAUUAUGCCCAAUUCUGAGAUUGUUCACAGUAUUGCAUGUAAAUAAGCGUACUUUGAGACGUAUGUGUAAAGUACUGUUGUGAGCGUGGAAGACACAAGCCAUUUUAAGAUGUAUGUAGUUCACUGUAAUUAUUGUUUGACUAAGAAACAUUGGGUAUUGGAAACAAGAUGCACCGAUAUGUGCACAGAUAUUGGUAGGACCAUAUGGCAUACAUACCCUACAUUAAGAGUAGUUCAGAUUUGUUGCUUCUUAUACAACCAGUACGGUAACCUGAUAACCACAUCCAAGCCUUCCUAUGUCAUCUGGCCAGACUGUUGCACAAGGUCUAACUCAAGGUGCUGUGGCAAAGUUUCAUAAGUGGCAUGCUGGCCUUGCCUGUGUUACACAAUAUUGUACUGCCAGGGGUUAAUUAGCCCUGGAGCCAACAAGGCCUGUGUUGGUCCUGGAAACAGUCUGGCAUCCAGGCUACACCCCCACCAUAAUGGGGUGUAGAAGUUUGACUUCAGUAAUAUAGCAUUUGCAAGGCGGUAUGUUGGUGGUUGGUCCUAACAAGGUUGAUCAGAUACAUUUUUUGUGUACUGUUGCAGUAUUUACAGGCAUAUACAGGAUUAAUUUUUGUAUCUGUAACAAACAAUCCAAGACUCACAUACCAGUGACAAGGAACUACUACAACGUACUGUAGCAUUUAGAACAGAAGCAGCUUAGUGAUUGUUUAAUUCAAUACUUAAGUCUUUAGUUUGCACUAAAGAUUGUAGCGUAUGGAAUUUUUUAAUAUGUUUUCGUUUCUGCAUAUUGUUUGUGGCACAAUAGCUAAUCUGUUGUGUUGAAGGCUUUCAAUAGUUUCAUCAAGCUAUGUUCCAAGAUAAAAUGUUGUAAUUGCUACAGAAAUCUAAUUGCUACUCUAAUCAUGAUUGAGUUGCUUCUGUCAAAUGAAGGCAUACCUAUCAGAAACACACGUGUAGCAGAUUCACCAUGUAUGAGUUUCUGUAUAAAGGACUUCUUUCUGCAAGCGUGUAUGUAUUAUGUUUUUGCAUGGGCUGUAAAAGUGUUGCUCCAGUUUAAAAGUUUUGCUGUCUCUUUAACUAUGUGGUGUACCGUGUAUUUGAUCAAAAUACCAGUGUUAUGUUGAAAAUAAGUUGUUGAUUAAAUGGUUCUUCAUUAGGCUUGCACGAUAGCUAAAUUGAACUGCAUGCAGAAUUAUGUAAUUAUGAUUUUCAUGCAUUUGCUGCUUUAUGAAGAUAAUGCAAGAUGCUGCCUUGCUGAAUAGUUAUCUUGUGAAACAGCAUUGAGUCCUGGUAUUUCACAAUUCAUUUAAGACCAUGGUUUUUCAAAGUCUGGGUUUUGACAAAUUUUGUUUUAUUGAAUCGCCAUAGGAGUUUGCAAUAUCAGCACCAACUCAAAGAAUCAUUAGUAGACAAGCAUUUUUGUGAUCACUGUAGAUUGUGUUAGAAUGUGUAUUCUAUGUCAGAUUACUAGUACAUGUACUUAUUAAAAUGAAAAUAUUGGACAAA